Messenger RNA from Chrysoperla carnea, 1456 nucleotides. It is a transcript of the gene pip, whose product is annotated as heparan sulfate 2-O-sulfotransferase pipe. Bases 15 to 1160 code for a protein of 381 amino acids. The record is from RefSeq and is a predicted model, not a curated record. Gene Ontology annotation, molecular function: sulfotransferase activity. Gene Ontology annotation, cellular component: membrane. Lineage: Eukaryota; Metazoa; Arthropoda; Insecta; Neuroptera; Chrysopidae. The transcript is spliced from 6 exons.
UAAUUGAAUUAAUCAUGGAAUUGUAUAAACACAGGCGAAUAUUUGUUCCAAAAAGAACUAGUGAACUUGUCGCGUUAAUGGCAAUAUCAACGACAUUAUUUUUAUUCUUACACACAAGAGAUUUAAAUACAAGAUUAAAAGAAAUGGAAGUGAAAUUACAACCAGACGACACAGCAUUUAAUCAACUAUCAUUAAGAGGUGCUAGUAAUAGUGGUUUCGAAACAAUUAAUAAAAAUUAUAUUCAAGAAAUGGAACGAACGUUAAGAAUUACGGGCGAGAUGUCAACUUUACAUCCAUAUUUAUUAAACAAUACACGAAAUGCACAACAAGAUAUUGUAUUCUUUAAUCGUGUACCAAAAGUUGGUUCACAAACAUUCAUGGAAUUAUUGCGACGAUUAAGUAUACGAAAUAGUUUUGGUUUUCAUCGUGAUCGUGUUCAACGUGUGGAAACAAUACGUCUAGCACCUGUUGAUCAAGCUGAAUUAGCAGCGGCUGUAACAGCAUUAGAACAACCGUCUGUUUAUAUUAAACAUGUGUGCUUUACUAAUUUUACAAUGUAUGGAAUGCCGGAGCCAAUUUAUGUAAAUUUAGUAAGAGAUCCCGUAGAACGAGUAAUAUCCUGGUACUAUUAUGUGCGAGCACCGUGGUACUACGUGGAGCGAAAGCAAGUAUUUCCAGAUCUACCCCUACCAGAUCCAGUAUGGUUAAGAAAAGAUUUUGAAACGUGUGUUUUAAGUGGUGAUCGAGAAUGCCAAUAUAUAGAAGGUGAAACACAUGAGGGUAUUGGAGAUCACAGACGACAAUCACUAUUUUUCUGUGGUCACAAUGAAGCUUGCACUCCAUUCAAUACAGUUGGUGCCUUAGAACGUGCUAAGUAUGCAGUGGAAAAGCAUUAUGCCGUUGUAGGAGUUUUGGAAGAUUUAAAUUCAACAUUAACAGUUUUGGAAAAAUAUAUACCAAAAUUUUUCUCAGGAGCUACACAAGUAUUUUGGGAUGAAGUGGAUCGUUUCAACAAAAUCAAUAGAAAUUUGUUUAAACCACCAGUCAGUGAAGAAAUUAAAGAAAUCGUCCGAAGGAAUUUUACAAGAGAAAUAGAAUUUUAUCAAUUUUGUAGACAAAGAUUACACAAACAAUUAUUAGCAUUAAAAACGAAUAAAUAAUUAAAAUUAUCCAUAGAUUAACACUUAUUGUUAUAAACUACAGGCAACAAGAAACAGUUCAUUUGAAAAACCUUAAAGGCACAAUUCCACUGAGGUAACUUUUAGGCAAUAUGUAGCAUGCGGCAUUGACGCAUAGGAGGAACACAAACCGACAAAAACAUAUGUCUCCUUACCGCAUGCUACAAGUUGAAUGUUGUUGACUGUCGAUUGCAUCAUCUUUCGAAAUGAUUCAACGUAUCUAACGGUGUCGUCGUCUAUCCAACAGUCAACAGAUCGGUGCGGUUUGUAGCGAACAA